CCUGCGUUUUACAAACAGAGCGAGCUCGUGCGCCUUUUGGUGACCGUGCAAAGAAGAAAAGUCCGUAUGGCCAAGUUUAAUGGCUGAGCUUCACGUGUUCGGACAGAUCACUGGUGCAAGUGAGUUUGCGACUCGAAACCUACUUUGCAAGUGGUGCUUAAUAGUCGGUGACGGGUGGACCGUGCUCGAAGGGCUUAGAGAAGGGCAGACACACGUAAAUUUUCAUCACUACGAAGAAAUAUCCACAUGGUGCCAUCCAGUCGACAUCCACCUGAGCACACAAGGGAUUCAGUGUUGGCCUAAGCUGUAUUUCCAAGUAUGGCACCAAGAUCACUACGGCAGGAACGACCUUUGCGGCUACGGCAUCUGCUUCGUUCCAAGCACACCCGGAUUUCAUUCGCUUGACUGCCAUAUCUGGAGACCCCUGGGCUCCCUUUCCGACGAAAUAGCCAGACAUUUCCUGGGCGGCAGUUUGCAUUUGCAAGAGCCAGAAUCCACCUGCGGAGGUGGACUGGAUCGCUUUCGUUUAAGGACAACUGGUAUGGGCAAGAUACAUCUGGAACUCUACGUUAUACAAAGAAACUUCCAGAAGUACGGGAUUGAAACGUGAAUGGGAUCUAUCCGAAAAGCUGCA
Ornithodoros turicata is the source of this 634-nucleotide messenger RNA. It is a transcript of the gene B9d2, whose product is annotated as B9 domain-containing protein 2-like. Lineage: Eukaryota; Metazoa; Arthropoda; Arachnida; Ixodida; Argasidae. The transcript is spliced from 3 exons. Gene Ontology annotation, biological process: cilium assembly. Gene Ontology annotation, cellular component: MKS complex. The record is from RefSeq and is a predicted model, not a curated record. Bases 80 to 610 code for a protein of 176 amino acids.